UAUCCUUUCGUGUUGUUUUUCAAUCUCUGCAGACCAUUUCAAUAGAAGCCAUGCAUCCUUUUCCCAUCGUCUUUUUUAUCUUCUUCACAUAUUUCUUACCAAUCUCUCUCGCUGAGAUCCGAUUCUUGCAGGUUCGCUCCGACAACCGGCCCGUAAUCCUAUUCGACGAAUUCGGGUUCACCCACCGCGGUCGCCUCGAACUGAACGUUUCCAGAAUUGCACUUGAUGGCCCCGACAACUUGGAGCUCACCCGAGUCGGGUUCUUCCUUAGUACACCCGAAUCAUGGCUGCAGCUUCUUCAGCAGAUUGAUGAUGGAGAGAUUAAUUGCGUUCUCCAGUCUGAUUACGCCAAGGUCGUCUACCUGUUCGAUCAUUUGCUCGGCAAUUCUUCCUUCAAUACGCUUUAUACCGAGUCUGGUUCCGGUCAGUACAGUCUCAUUUUCGCUAAUUGUCUGCCUCAGCUCACGAUUUCUAUGGACGUUCGGUCGGCGAUGUACAAUCUCGAUGGAAAUUCGGGGGAGACCCGGGACUAUCUCUCCGCGGGGAUGACGGUUUUACCUAGGGUUUAUUUUAUCCUCUCUCUCGUUUAUUUUGGCUUGGCUGGUGUCUGGAUUUUUGUACUAUACAAGAAGUAUUUGACAGCUUUUCGCAUUCAUUACUUCAUGCUUGCGGUGGUGAUUUUGAAAGCCCUGAAUUUGCUUUGUGAAGCUGAGGAUAAGUCAUAUAUUAAACAAACUGGAAAUGCUCAUGGAUGGGAUGUGUUGUUUUACAUAUUCAGCUUCCUGAAGGGAGUCAUGCUGUUCACUGUGAUAGUGUUGAUUGGGACUGGUUGGUCAUUCUUGAAGCCAUACUUGCACGACGGGGAGAAGAAGGUAUUGAUGAUUCUAAUACCACUACAAGUGCUGGCUAACAUUGCACAGGUUUUGAUUGAUGAAGCCACUCCAUAUGGAAUUGACUGGAUAACUUGGAAGGAAGUGUUCAUUCUUGUCGAUGUUAUAUGCUGUUGUGCAGUUCUCUUCCCUAUUGUUUGGUCAAUUAAGAAUCUCCGUGAGGCUGCCAGGACCGAUGGGAAAGCUGCUGUGAAUUUGAUGAAAUUGACUCUCUUUAGACAUUACUACAUUGUGGUUAUAUCGUACAUCUACUUCACUCGUGUUGUGGUUUAUGCUUUGGAAACAAUCACCUCAUAUAGGUAUGUAUGGACUAGUGUGGUGGCAGGGGAAUUGGCAACACUUGCUUUCUAUGUGUUUACUGGGUACAAGUUCAAACCUGAGGCACAUAAUCCGUACUUUGUAAUUGAUGAUGAUGAUCAGGAUGAUGCAUUGAAGCUUGAAGAUUAGUUUGAAUUGUGAAUCUAAUCAACCUCCAGUCAGGUUUUUGUCCAAUUAAACGAAUGUUGUCACAGUGCUUCUGUGUUUGGUUCUAGUCUGUGAUGAAACAUUUUCAUACCAUUCGGUUCACAGUAUUUUGGAACCAAGAAAAUGCUAGGAAAAGAAAACUGGGAGGAAAUCUAGAUUAAAAAACAUGCAAAGGAAAAUUGAAGGAAUUUUUUUGUUAAAUACAAACUUAGCUAAUCUGUUUUAGACUUUUAGAUAUUCAUUUGAAAUCAUUUUAUUUAUUUAUGUAUUUAUUUAUAUAUUUAUAUUAUAACUAAUAACUCUGAGAGUUAACUUUUUAUCAAACAGACUCUUAUUUCAUUUUCCUUUGUAUUUUGCAAUGAAAUAUCAAUAUAAGAAAAUAAUGUUCCUAGCAAUUUCUCUCCUUUAUCUAGUUUUUUUCUGUGAUCCAAACACACUCUAAACUCUAAAGGUCUAAGUUUUUCUCAAGAAUGUGGAAAACCUUUCAUUCUUUUGAGAUUUGUGCCAUUGGCUAAAUGCCAUUUGCAUAACUUUAUGAACUAUAGUCUUCUUUUUUAUUAACUCGCCAUAAGCAUAUAACUUUGAUGAUGAUGAGAUAAUAGUUGUGUAGUUGGCCAAUUUUGCCUUCUAUCUCACUCUGCUGAAUAAGAUCUGUUGGGAUAUGAGAAACUUCAAGUCUUGCUAUUAUGUAUUGAUUGAUGUUUGUUACGUAAAGAUUAAUAUAAAUAGCUUGUAAGGUGUUCUAUCAUUGCACCUAUUUUGGACUAGCUGGAGAGACCAUGUGAAGCAUUUCUGAAUAGAUAAAGAAUUUCUGCUUUCGUGGAUCCCAAUUUUAAGUGGCCGACAUAGAGAUUUACUUCCUUGGUUCUUUUUUAGUUGCAACAUUCCCCUUUUCACGUUUGUCAACGCACAACUUUGACCAUUAUUAUAUUUGAUUCUAUAUUUGUAAAAAAUAAUGAAAAAUCAGAUUAUGAACUUAGUCAUGAGACAAAUUUAACAAAAUUUUCCAAAAAAAAUAAUUCACACACAAUAAUAAAUAAAAUGUAGUCAAAGUAGAGGACAUGAAUAGUGUAUAAAGUCCUAUGUUGCAACUAAUGCGAUACGGAGGAUAGUAUUCAACAAGGCAUGCUAAUAGUGGUGGAUAUGGGCCGGUUCCAAUCCGGAUCUAGACCUGUCGGUUCUUGUCUCCAAAAGGGAAGAACAGUAACUGGAAUGGGGUUACUGAAGCCAGUUUUAGGUCUUGUUUACUUCCCGAUUUAUGGGUCUUGGUCUUGAUCGAGUUUUGGGUAGUUUCAUGCUAGAAAAGUUGAACUUAAAAUAAUAGAUCGGGACCGGAAUGGGCCGAUUCUGGCCCAUGUCAAUACUACCAAAGUAGAUAGCUCUUAUACCGAUUCCAUUUUGGGAAUUUAUCACAAAUAGACUACAAAGUAUAAAUAAUAUCACUUUUAUCACCCUAAAAAAAUCUUUUCAAAAAUAGUCUUCUCAACCUUUUAUUUUCACAAAUAGACUGUAGCACUGGAGCAAACACUCGCUCUUACGGAAACCUCCCGUCAUUGUAGCUUAGCUCAAAUUAGCAACUAACAGUAACGGACAUCAAGUCACGUUAGUUAAACUAGUUGAUACGGAGUGAAGAAAUAUAAAGAAGACCUGUAUACUUUUAUUUUAUUUUAUUGCAAACUACAAAACAAAACAGAAAUGCUAAAAUUAUUAAAAAGUAGAAUGAUGAAAAUAAUUAGAGAAGUAAUAAA
Messenger RNA from Cuscuta epithymum, 3103 nucleotides. Lineage: Eukaryota; Viridiplantae; Streptophyta; Magnoliopsida; Solanales; Convolvulaceae. The record is from the annotation of a GenBank genome assembly.